AUCGGUCUCAAUUUUUGUUAUCGUAGAAUCCAAUCUGGAAAGUCUGUGAAGAAACGCAUCCCCUUCCCCGCCUGCAGACCAAGACUUUCAAAUUUUUUCUAAGCAGAGAUUCUACUCCCAACUUCUCAAUCUAUCCCAUACACCGGGAGGCGGAGCCUGACAAAGAGAUAGAGAGGGGUGUUCGUUUUCCGAGCAUUAUCUUGGACUAGAAAUGUCACCGCACGGGGCUGCCACGGCGGCGGCCAAACAAGCCGAACAGCUGAGGCAAAACGGCAACACUUACUUUCAGAAAAGUCGAUACGGAGCCGCCAUCGAUGCGUAUACAGAGGCGAUUACCUUGUGCCCCAAUGUUGCUGUAUAUUGGACUAAUCGUGCCCUGUGCCAUCUCAAGCGGAAUGAUUGGACAAGAUUGGAAGAGGAUUGCAGGAGAGCAAUUCAGCUCGAUUGUAAUUCUUGUAAGGCACACUACAUGCUUGGCCUUGCUUUGCUAAGGGAACAAUCGUUUUCUGAAGGAGUCAGAGAAUUGGAAAAAGCAUUGGAUCUUGGAAGAGGUGCAAAUCCCAAGAGUUACAUGGUAGAGGAGAUAUGGCAGGAGCUUGCGAAAGCCAAAUAUUUGGAAUGGGAACACGAGUCAACUUUACGUUCUUCUGAACUCUAUAAACUGAAAGAAUCAUGUGAGACAGCUCUUAAGGAGAAACAUUUACUUGACAUGUCACGCAUGGAAGGUUUUGUAGAUGAAAAGAAUGAAUAUUUUUCUAAGCAACUUGCUGCUUUAAAUGGUGUGUUCAGGAAAGCAGCAGAGGAUGACACCCCAGAUGAUGUGCCCGAUUACUUAUGUUGUAAGAUAACACUUGACAUUUUACGUGACCCUGUGAUUACUCCAUGCGGGAUCACGUACGAGCGGUCGAAGAUCCUUGAACAUUUGGAGAAGGUAUGAUAUAUUUAUCAUAUGUUUUGGAACAAGUUUAGGUGGGGGGAUUUGAUCCGAUGACUUCAAGAUCUCUAUCUGCAUCUCAAUUGGCUCCAAAUUUGGCCAUUAAAGAAGCAGUGCAGGCAUUUUUGAAUAAACAUGGCUGGGCUUACCAGAUAGAUAAUUAUAGUUAACAUUUUGGUGCAUGGUAGAUUCACAUAUCAUUACGUCAUUCAUACAGUUUUGUUCAGUGUAUAUGUUUGGGCUCUUAAGGCCUUUAUCAAACUGUACAGUGAUUACUGAUUAUGAUGAUGAUAUUUAUGUACAACUUGUACUGCACACUUUUGUUCCUUUUUUUGCAUACAG
Molecule: messenger RNA, 1276 nt
Organism: Cuscuta epithymum
Lineage: Eukaryota; Viridiplantae; Streptophyta; Magnoliopsida; Solanales; Convolvulaceae
Source: the annotation of a GenBank genome assembly